Thecamonas trahens ATCC 50062 is the source of this 1648-nucleotide messenger RNA. Its product is annotated as tetratricopeptide repeat protein 4. The coding region runs from base 11 to 1276 and encodes 421 amino acids. Gene Ontology annotation, molecular function: Hsp90 protein binding. The transcript has a single exon. NCBI's taxonomy places the organism in Eukaryota, Apusomonadida, Apusomonadidae. The record is from RefSeq and is a predicted model, not a curated record.
GGGCAUCAUCAUGAGCGACAAGGGCAAGGAAGAGGUAGUUGUCAACGAGAGCAAGGCUCAGACAGAUGGGAGUGGUAAUGCGGGUGAGGAGGGUUCGGACUUGGAUGACUUUGGUUACAACAUUCCCAUGGACCCCGAGUCGGUGGCAAGGCGAGCGGCUAUUGCUUCGGAGCUGCCCGACGUCGACGACAUGCCCAUCUUUAUGAAGGCUCUGCCGACCGAUGCGGCUCAUCCUGCGGCAGAGACGCUGCUUGCCCUCUCAACGCUCAAGUACGAGGGCAUGUCGCCGCACGAGAUCGCUGAGGAGCUGAAGAGCCAGGGCAACGAGUUCUUCCGCAAGGGCGACAAGGACUCGCUCAUCCAGGCUCUCCACAAGUACGACGAUGCACUGGCGCAGGAGUCGUCCAACGCCAAGGCCAACUCGAUCUACCACUCGAACCGCGCGGCAUGCUUACUCAAGCUCCGCAAGUACAAGGCGACGGCAGAGGCGUGCUUCAAGGCCCUCGAGUGCAACCCGGGCAACAUCAAGGCCUUCUACCGCUCGUGUAAGGCCCACUUUGCGCUUGGCGACUACGAGAUGGCUCUGCGCGUCGGCCAGGCCGGUCUGCUGGCCUCGGAGGACGAGCCGGGUGGCAUCAAGGCGGCCAAGGACCUGGCUGUUCUUGUCCACAAGAUCGACAAGAUCGCCAAGGCCAAGGCCGAGCGCGAGGCCAAGGCGGCCGCCGAGCGCGCCGAGCGUGAGGCCAAGGCUGCUGCCGAGCGCGCUGAGAUCGAUGCUGAGCUGGCGACCCGCGGCGUGGUCCUUGGCGCUGCACUUUUUGAGCGGACCGAUCCCACGCUCGAGACUGCGCAGAUCGGCUUUGUCGACAAGACCGCCGGCUCGAUGCUCCAAUUCCCGGUCCUGCUCCUCUACCCGGAGUUUGGCCAGACCGACUUUAUCCAGGUCUUUGGCGAGCUGGACACGUUUGGCUCGCAUCUGACCGAGCUGUACCCGCCGACUGGCGCGCCGCUCCCAUGGGACUCGACCAACAGCUACGUCUUUUCCACGCUGGCCAUCUACGCCAUGCCGUGCAUGACUCCGCCGCUCGACGAGGCUGAGGCCAAGGUCUUCCACAAGCGCGUCGCCCGCGGCAUCAAACCCGUCCGCCUCGACAUGUCCACCACCCUGCUGCAGGCCAUUACCCUCCCUGGCUACGUCAUGCCGCAGCUGCCAACCUUCCACGUCAUGGUUGCUGGCUCUGCCUUUGAGAAGCAGUGGCUCGCUAACCCGCAGUGAGCCCAGCGCGGCCUCUGCCGGCUUUUGCCCUGCUCACCUGUUCUCGCUGCCACUCCCGGGCAACGUCCGCGGGUCGACGUACUCUUCCGAGUAGUCGGAGCUGGCGCCAUCGCCGCCGGCGCCACCAGAGCUGCUGUCGUCAACCUCGUCCUCGUCCCCGGCCUCGCCCUCGACCCCGGCCUCGUCCUCGUCCUCGUUGUCCUCCUGGUCGAGCAAGGUCUGUAACAGGUUGACGUCAAAGUCGGUAGCGGAGAGGAACUCGAACAUUUGCUCAUAGAGCGAGGGCAUCGAUGACGAGCUCAUAGACCUGGGAACGUUACGCGAGAGGACACUCUCGAGUUCAGGAUCGAUGGUAAACCGCGGCUGAUCCAG